This is a messenger RNA of Peronospora matthiolae, 858 nucleotides long. The record is from the annotation of a GenBank genome assembly. NCBI's taxonomy places the organism in Eukaryota, Oomycota, Peronosporomycetes, Peronosporales, Peronosporaceae.
AUGGAGACCUCUAAUCUGCCGCAGGAUAACGUGGUCCAGCACCGCAAGUCCGACGAAUUAAGUGGUCAAAUUGACUCAGACUCGGAAUUGAGCGACGACGGACACGCGACUACGGACCGAGGACGUUCUGGACCUGAUUCGACGGGUUCAUGGCGACGAUUUCCAGUGGACAAAGAGACGUGGGGGACGACCACGCGGAGCUUUGGCAGAGCUCCGAGUCGUGACUUUGCCUCGACGCACACGGGACCAAAGGGGGUCCUGUCUGAUUACAAGGCGAAGAAGCAGUACGAGACGGAGGCGAAGCGCUGCUGGAGCAAGGAGCAAGAGCGGACAAAGGGGCUCCAUCGCGUUAUUGAAGGCGCUACCGUCACUUCGAUCGAGGACUUCACAGCACAUUCGGAGGACGAGUGCGACGACAGUGGCUUGGAGGAGGACGCGUUCUUGGUCCAGUAUACGCAGCUGCGUGUCAAGGAAAUGCGAGACGCAGCACGUCGUUGCGACGUUCAUGGAGCCCUGGAGUAUAUCACACCAGAGCAGUUUCUGACGCUCACUUCCGACACGAUGAAGCCUCCUGGCAGCAGGUCCAUGCUCGUGCACCUCUACGAUUCCGACAACGAUGCCUGUUGUCUGCUGAAUACGCAGCUGGAGGUAUUGGCACGGAAGCUCGUCCAUGUCAAGUUUGCAGCAAUGAUGGCCAAAGAAGCGGACGCGUCAAUUGCAAUGGCCGAUCUGCCAGUGAUGCUGGUCUUUUGCAACCAGCAGCAACAGGAAGCGAUUGUGGAUGUGACACGUCGUCUUAGUGGCGAGUUCACGCUUGAGCGGGUAGAAGCUUUUGUCAACGAGAUGCUUGAACUGUAG